AUGGAUUAUGAGGCUAUUGAAGAUGAAGAACCAGAGACUUGCUUUAACAUAACAAACGUAUAUGGAGUUGGGUUAUUGAUAGAGCAGAAUAAAAUAAAUAUGUUAGAAAGCGAAGUUAUUGAAGGCAUUGAAGAUUGGACAGAUAAGCAACUUCUGGAAAAUAUUGUCCAAUUGAUAGAAGAAAAAAAUUUUAAAAAAGUACGUUGUGUAGUAGCAAAAGUAUCUGAUAAAAGUAUGGAGAGGAUUUAUCGAGAUCUGUUUAAAAUUGUGAUUGACAAAUGCGAUAGUCUUUCUGAAAAAGACAAAGUUCUUCGCAGACAAUAUGAGGGAAUGUUAAUGGUGAUAAAUGCUUACGGGACCAAAGAUGAUUGCUCUAACGAUCUCAGAAAUACUUAUCUCUCAUUGUGGAUCGAUCGACUUAAAGACACUGUGGUAAAAUAUGAACCGGAAGUGAGUGUUUCAAAGAGCAGAAGGUGUGAUUUGUUAGAUGAGCUACUUGACAAGGUUUUGCCGUUCAUGUACGUCCCAAGUACUCACAUGGGAGUAUUUAUCAAAAAAUUAAAUUUGUUGUAUAACAAAUGUAAUCGGAACCUACCUCUUCAUACGCUUACUGUCGUCAGUUCUCUCAAGUCAAAGUUUUGUUCUUUUCCAUUGCUGUAUAUGCCUGAAUAUCGUCUCAAAAUUAUUAUCCCUGCGCUCCAGCAUUCGCUUCAUAUUUCAAGUUCAAAUAUGUUUAAUGUAAGUUACGUGGCUCUUGUUUUGCGCCAUUCUUUGCACUUGGUAAAAAAUGGAUCAGUAGGACGAGAUCAACUGGCAUUUUUCUUGGAUUUUCUGUCUAGUUUAUUAUUAUGCUGUGAAGAAUGGAAUCUUCACAAUGUGCGGGAGGUGUGUGCCGACUUAGUAAGGACUUUUUUGUUCAAAUUUGAGUCUCAAUCUCGAGUACUUAUUAUUCGAGCAUUGUUUAAAAAAAUGAGCGAAUUUGAAACACAACCAAAAUUGAAAACGCAAAUUCUGGCGUGGAUCGUCGAUUUAUAUCGGUUUAAUAUGACUCAAGAAGCUUUUAUAAAGGAACUGGGAUAUUUUUGGAAUGAUAUAAUCACGAAACAUUACUCUUCUCUCAGUGAUGGAUUACAUUUUUAUCUUUCUGCUUUUGUGCUUGCUCAAGAACAAUGUCUUCGCAGAAUGAAGCCAGAAAUUAUAUCAAAUGUUUACUAUCGUUUUUUGCAGCCUUUUCAGGUAAAACGAUUAUCAGAUUGGACAACUUUGCUUGAAAAGCAAGAUGACAUUUUUGAUAAAGAUCAAAAACCUGUGGGAGAUGGUAAUUUGAAGAGUUUAGAAAUGCAAACGCAUCUACAGAUGGAUCGUCAGGCACUACCAUUGCUUCAGUUCCAGUAUCUACAAACGAUAACAUAUGUUUGUAAAUUGUUAGAAGAGGAAAAUAGGGUACUGUGAUU
Thelazia callipaeda (thelaziosis nematode) is the source of this 1454-nucleotide messenger RNA. The record is from the annotation of a GenBank genome assembly. NCBI's taxonomy places the organism in Eukaryota, Metazoa, Nematoda, Chromadorea, Rhabditida, Thelaziidae.